Molecule: messenger RNA, 1374 nt
Organism: Cyprinodon variegatus (sheepshead minnow)
Lineage: Eukaryota; Metazoa; Chordata; Actinopteri; Cyprinodontiformes; Cyprinodontidae
Gene: yipf3
Product: Yip1 domain family member 3
Exons: 9
Coding region: 120-1136 (338 amino acids)
Cellular component (GO): Golgi apparatus
Source: RefSeq, a predicted model, not a curated record
CGAUUUUCUUUAGCUUCCACGCAGUAAAUGUGACGUCAUCGCGGGGCGAAACAACAACAUCGGCUGUGAUCGGUUCCGGUCCAGUUUGUAGAGGCCCACAGCAAAGAUCCGAACCCAGGAUGUCUGCGGGACCCGGAGGCAGGAACUCGGAGCCGUGGGGCGGAUUCGACGAGCCCCUGAUUCAGGGUAGCGGAGGCUCGGCCGUUAUUGACAUGGAAAACAUGGACGACACAUCGGGCUCCAGCUUCGAGGACGUUGGCGAGAUGCACCAGAGGAUGAAGGAGGAGGAGGAGGUUUCCGAGGAAGCGGCGGCCGCCGAGGACGACGGCGCCGACGAUGGAGAGUUCCUGGGGAUGAAGGGGAUAAAAGGCCAACUGGGUCGACAGGUAGCAGACGAGGUGUGGCAGGCGGGGAAGAGACAGGCGUCCAAAGCCUUCAACCUGUACGCCAACAUAGACAUCCUGAGGCCGUACUUUGACGUUGAGCCUUCCCAGGUACGCAGCAGGUUGGUGGAUUCCAUGGUACCUGUGCGCCUGAUCACCUUCCCCCAGAAGGUGGCAGGUGAGCUUUACGGCCCGCUGAUGCUCGUCUUCACCCUGGUGGCCAUCCUGCUGCACGGCAUGAAGACUUCUGGAACCGUCAUCAGGGAGGGAACCCUGAUGGGAACCGCCAUCGGAACCUGCUUCGGCUACUGGCUGGGUGUCUCCUCCUUCAUCUUCUUCCUGGCUUACCUGGUCAAUGCCCAGAUCACCCUGCUGCAGAUGCUCUCCCUGCUGGGUUACGGUCUGUUCGGCCACUGCGUGGUCCUCCUGGUCACCUACAACAUCCACUUCCACUCUCUGUUCUACGGCCUGUGGCUGCUGAUCGGGGGACUGUCCACGCUGCGCAUGGUGGCGGUUCUGCUGUCUCGGACUGUGGGUCAAACUCCUCGUCUGCUGCUGUGUGGGACGCUGGCACUGCUGCACAUGAGCUUCCUGCUGUACCUGCACUUCAGCUACCACCGGAUCGUAGAAGGUCUGCUGGACUCUCUGGAAGGACCCGCUCUGGCCCCCAUGGGGCGGGUUGCCCGGGACGUGCAUGAGGUGACGCUAAACUUGAGCUCCAGUAGCCUGGGGACCCUGCUGAGGGCCCACUGAGGGAGGGGCCUCCCUAUGUUCUACAGGAGCUGGUUCAGAUCUCCUCUGGAUCCAUCAGCAGAACCUGGUUCUUGUGUCCAGAGAAGAUCACAGCUGUGACCAGGACCUCCUCCUGGACUUUUCUCCUGUCGCCAGUUUACUGGGUCCAGUUGUUAUUAGUUACUGUGUUGUGUUUGAGGGCCUGUGGGAAAUCUUAGCUUCUCUGUUCACUGACCUUCAAUAAAGUUCUGACCUCCCA